This is a messenger RNA of Perca fluviatilis (European perch), 9623 nucleotides long. RefSeq names its product nuclear-pore anchor (gene mpripa). The coding region runs from base 776 to 8281 and encodes 2501 amino acids. Gene Ontology annotation, cellular component: actin cytoskeleton. The transcript has 27 exons. Gene Ontology annotation, biological process: actin filament organization. The record is from RefSeq and is a predicted model, not a curated record. Lineage: Eukaryota; Metazoa; Chordata; Actinopteri; Perciformes; Percidae. Gene Ontology annotation, molecular function: actin filament binding.
CCCCGUCUCUCCACAGACUGUACGGCCCAAGCGAGGAUUUUCACGAAAACAUCAACCGCAGGCUGCGUACCAGUGCCAGCGGGAACGGUACUACGACGAACGGAACCCGACGCUAUGGAUCCAACGGCAUGACAGCCGAGUCGAUGGCGUUUUUAAAGUGGGAUAACGGUGUUUGGUCUUAAAGAGAGACGUCAGAAGCGUAAAACAGAUUUUACGGCAAUGAAUACGGUAUCACUUGUUAGAUAGAAAGACAGACAGAGAGAGAGAGAGAGAGAGAGAGAGAGAGAGAGCGAGCGAGCGAGGGGCCAAAGUGGACUCCCUCCCUCGGUUGAGUUGUUCCGCCCGAUGGAGGCUGACGGGACCUUUGCAGUGAGCUCGAGGCCCGGAAUGUUACCUGUAAAACGUCGACACCUCGACGGAGGACGUAAUUAAGGAAAAUACCGCACACACCUGUCUGCGCUUUCGAAGAAUUGACAACUUCUUAGUUAUCUUGCAUACAAAAACAAAAGUUAUCAGGGCAACGUUAGCUGCGGGUGGCGUCCCCUCGCGCAAGAUGACUAUCAUAGAUAUCACUUAACGAGGGUUCUUCGCCGCCUCAGGUAACCUAGCACAGGUGAACAGCGCACUAAGGCUGUUUCAUGGACUGAUGGCUUUGUUUUAAAAAGUUGACUCCAACUCAUUUGGCUUGCGAGAAUUGAGCAGUUUUUGUUUUUCAAAACAAGAACUUCCUGGAAUUGUUUUUUCUUCUCAUCAAGUGUCACCUUUUCCGUCAACCAUGUCAUUCAAAGACAAUCCCUGUCGGAAAUUUCAAGCCAACAUUUUCAACAAAAGCAAAUGCCAGAACUGCUUCAAGCCCAGAGAAUCACAUUUGCUUAACGACGAAGACUUAAACCAGGCAAAACCCAUUUAUGGUGGAUGGUUGCUGCUGGCACCAGAGGGAACAAAUUUCGACAAUCCAUUACAUAGAUCUCGGAAAUGGCAGAGGAGGUUCUUCAUCCUUUACGAGCACGGCUUACUUCGCUAUGCUCUGGACGAAAUGCCCAGCACUCUACCCCAGGGUACAAUCAACAUGAACCAGUGCUCCGACGUCAUCGAUGGAGAGUCCAGGACGGGUCAGAAGAACUCGCUGUGCAUCCUGACACCUGAGAAAGAGCACUUCAUACGGGCUGAGUGUAAAGAAAUUAUCAACGGGUGGCAGGAGGCUCUGACUGUAUACCCCAGGACCAACAAGCAGAACCAGAAGAAAAAACGCAAGGUUGAUGCACCCACUCAGCAGGAGCCUGGCCCUGCCAAGGUGACGGUGACCAGCAGUGGAGGAAGCAUCCCUUGCCUGCCCAGCAGCAUUGCCAGUGCUGAGCGAGUCCCAUUGAGCCGUGCCACUCUGUGGCAGGAGGAGAGCCGCUGGAGCAGGGCCACCAUCCCCUGCAGCCGCAGUGCCUCCUGCCUGAGCCAGCUGAGCCAGAGCCAGCCAGACUCCAAUAUCACUACUCAAGAUGAUGGCGGCACCGUUAGCACCGGACGCAAGGUACGAGUGGAGAGUGGUUACUUUUCGCUGGAGAAGACAAAGUCAGAGCCUUCUCCACAGUACUCUCAGCCACCCCAGCCACCCCAGCAUCUGCCCCUGUCCUCUUCAGCAUCCUCCUCCUCUUUAGGAGCUCUCAGUCCCAGGUACAACUCUGAGUCUGAAUCCCAACCUUCCCCUUAUCAACCCUCCCAAGAUUCUCUCCCUUCUCCAGGUGCGCUUGUCUCUCCCAGCUACUCCACCAUCAGCUCCUCCCAGAGCUCGCUGGACUCCGAACCCAGUGGGACUACACCCACCUGGGAGGGACGCAGUGGUGGUGGAGGAAGCACCGGUAGUGUCAGUGGUGGAGACGGCAGACUGGGCCGGUCUGGCAGGGAGUAUACUGCGCUGUCCGAUGUGCCAAGGGCGCGCAGACUGAGUUACCGUGAAGCCUUCCGCUCAGAAAAAAAGCGGCAAGAGCUGAGGGCACGGACACGGAGUCCUGGCAGAGAGGAGGUGGCUCGGCUGUUCGGACAGGAGCGCAGGCGUUCUCAAGUCAUUGGCCGAUUCGAGGAGGGUCAGCCUGUAGAGCGCAUGGACACAAGCAGCUCCCAUGAGCCCUCCGCUAACCCCACGCUAAUCCAGAGACAAGGCCGCAGUGAGAGGCGCUAUCUGGCUAACAAACAUGUAUGCCAUUCUUUUUAUACCACCAAACAGGAAGAAGGUGUAGUGGAGGAGAAGAAAAAUGGAACUUUGGAAGCAAUGCAAAACGCUAUGCUUGGCGAAAAGCAACAGCAAACCACCACCAAACACACCACCCCCACUGGCCAAACAUGGCAGUUAGGCAUCAGAAUGACUCUCUGCCAGGCGGUGACACCACACCUGAUGAAGCUCAACAAAAACAAGCCAGAUCUGCUGAACUUCAAAAAAGGAUGGAUGACAAAGCUGUACGAAGACGGAAUGUGGAAGAAACACUGGUUUGUCCUGACAGAUCAGAGUUUGAGGUACUACAAGGACUCAAUAGCCGAGGAGGCUUCAGAACUGGAUGGGGAGAUUGACCUCUCCACAUGUCAUGAUGUCAAAGAGUUCCCGGUCCAGAGGAAUUAUGGCUUCCAAAUCCUGUGUAAAGAGGGAGUGUGCACCCUGUCAGCCAUGACCUCUGGAAUCCGUCGCAACUGGAUUCAGGCUAUUAUGAAGAAUGUGCGACCAACUAUUGCCCCCGAUGUCACCCGGAAAAACAUCACUCUGAAACUGUCCGUUCUGAAGCCCAGAUCCUUCCCCGAGGAGAAGACAAAGGCCCACGUGAUGUUGGAGCCGUGUUUACAGGCCACCUCUGAGCCAAGCCCCAGUCCUGUGACUCCCAAGUCUGAUGUCCACAGACAGCUAGCUUGCAACAAUGCCUCUGCCACUCCCUCUGAGCCCCUUAAAAGCCGAGUUCGUGAGCGCAGACGAGAGGGCCGCUCCAAGACUUUUGACUGGUCUGAGUUCAAAAUGGAACAGACCGAAAAGCCUGCGAAGGAACGAGCAGACACAGUCGACCUCAGCUCAUCAUUCUCCACAACGUCCUCAUAUUGCUCUCCCUCCUCUUCCCCUUCCUCUAUAGCGUCCUCUCCUGUCUCUACCUCCUCCAUCCAAACCUCGUCUGUUUCAGGUGCUCGGCCACCUUCUAUGACUGUAGAAGCAGAAAAGGAGAGUGUUAUGAGGAGUGAGGGUGUCCCUCUACAUAGCACAACCAGUGCAACCCACAAGCCAAAUACUGUCACUGUUACCAUGAUGUCCACACUAAACACUACAUCACCGGUACAGCCGUCGAUACCUGAAUGUCAAGAGCAAGGAAAGAUGGAAGUAGACCACCCUACGGCCAUGUGUCCUGCCAGUGAAGAUAAGGACAGCAGAACUUCAGGUGUCCGAGAAGAGAUUGAGCAACGAUGGCAUCAGGUGGAGACAACACCGUUAAGAGAAGAGAAGCAAGUGCCCAUCAACACAACUUCAGGAAACUCUGACAGAUUGCCCGCACAUGAGCUUGCUGCGCUGCUAGACAAAGAGUUGGGACAGAAGCAGCAAGAGCUGGACCGACUACAGAAGCAAAACAACGUUUUAAAAGAGCAGUUGGAAGAUGCUCUAGGGAGAGAACAAAGUGCCAGAGCCGGCUAUGUGCUACAGAGUGCAACACCCUCUUCCUCCAUGGUACCAUGGCAACACCUGCACAAGCUUAAUGAAGAUUUGCAGGGCGAGUUGGAGACCCAAAAGCGCAAGCAGGACCUUGCUCAGCAGCAGAUUCGGACACUAAAGAGAAGCUACACAGAAGCCCAGCAUGCUGUAGACCACCAUGAGUCUGGUAUUCAGGCUCUGCAGGCUAAACUAGCAUCUGCAAUGGCUGAAAUCUUGGCCAGUGAACAGGCUGUGGCCAGAAUGCGCAAUGAGCUCAAGCUUGAGCAGGAGCGUUCAAAAGAACAAGAAGAGGAAUAUGGCCGUGGUGAGGCCACCCUACGGGCCCAGCUUAAGGACAGUGAAGAAAGACUCCGUGAAGUAGAAGCCAGCCUCUUGGAGAGAAGCCAGGCCCUUAGGCACCUGGAGCGCCAGCAGGCCCUGCAACGAGACCACACGAGAGAGAUACAGAGGCUGCAAGAGAUGCUGCAAGAGGUGACCGCUCGGCAAAGUGCUACUGAAAAGGGUCAGGCACUGAAAGAGGAGCGCCUGAGGAAGGAGCAGCAUAGCAUGCAAGAGAGUCAUGAGAGGGAAAGACAGAAUCUGUGUAGAAGAUUAGCUGAGGCUGAAACUGCACAGAAAGAGAUGGAGAACCGACUGCUUGAGGCUAAGCAGCAGGUGGAGGCCCUGUUAAGAGGGAGGCAGGCCUCUGGAGGAACGGAAUGCAGGGAGGAAAUAUUGAAGUUGCAAGAGGAGCUGGCCCAGAAGACCGACAUGGUAGAGUCACUAAGGGAGAGUGUGCGUAGGCUAGAAGAAGAGAAAAGCCAUCUCACUUGUCGCUGUCAGGAGCUUCUUAACCAGAUUGCAGAAGCAGACCGUGAGGUGAAUAAGCUCCGAAAUCGUCUAGAAACGGAAGAAGCUGAUUACUACACCCUGGAGCACUCGUAUGAGAGGGCUACUCAAGAGUUUCAGAAAAUAAGCCAGUUCCUUAGAGAGAAAGAGGAAGAGAUCCGCCAGACUAAGGAGAUGUAUGAGAGGCUUGUGGAACGCAAGGAAGAGGACUUGAAAGAGGCCCUUGUUAAAAUGGCUGCACUUGGCAACAGCUUGGAGGAAACCGAGCAAAAGUUGCAAGCUAAGGAGGAGCUUCUUUGUCAAAUGAGUCAAAGCAUCUUAGAUAAGGCUGAGCCCUGUAGUGCUGAAAAGGAUCUGCAAGCUAAGCUUGUGGUUGCGGAGGACCGCAUAGCGGAGUUAGAGCAACAUCUCAAUGCCCUGCAGCUGGGCUAUACAUCUGCCUCCUUAUCAGCAAACGCAGAACUCUUACUUUCCUUUGACAAUACAUCCAACACAGAGAACUCCCCAGAUGAUAAGGAGUCUCAAGCUAAGAGACCAAGGAUACGUUUUUCCAGUAUUCAUUGCCAAAAAUAUAUAAAUCUAGAGGGCCUGGACACUAGCCAUGUGAGCACUGCCUUUGCAGACACAAGACAAACCGUGAACCAGGAUGUAGAUGAAGAAAUCCAUCUAAGUGAAGGAAACCUCUCAUCUGAUAUUCCCUUCUCUCACAGUAGUGACCCAGAGAAGUUUAUCUCCAUUGUACAUGCUCUAGAGACCAAACUGCUAGCCACAGAGGAUAAACUAAGACACCUCACACAGAAUCUAGAAGAGCAACGAUCCAUCCAAGCAGAAGACAUGUCCAAGAUUGAUCUAACAAUGACCGAAACAACAAAGCCUAACGCUAAUAAGGAUUUCAGUUGUGGAAGUGGGAUACAGAGUAGUUCUGCCAAUAAGCAUUAUGCCAAGGCACUGGUGUGUGUAGAAAAUAGUAGAGAGAAAGUCAGAACUAUUCUCAGUGGCUCUCAUGAUACCACUGGUUCACAGCUGCACUCGUUGUCAGAGAUAGAGAACGAUUUGUUCAAUGCAUCACUGUACAUCCGACAAGGACAAAAGACGUUGGAAGAACAAUCACCAGUUGUCCAUCAAAAUCAAGUCCCAGAGACUCUAGAUAAAGAAGCCCUGCACCUCUUUGCUAAAACGUUAUCGUUUGAAGCAAUCGUUUUGAACAAGAUGGCUUUGUUAAUACAGACUUCAAAGUCUGACCUCCUACAAUCCCUUGCGGAGAUAUGGGAAGACAUGGAGAACAUUAAAGGGGGUGACAAAGAUUGCUUGGCUAUAGUUUACGCUGAUGUCUUGACCAGGAAGUUGAUGUUAGAAAGUGCAUUCUGGAAAGAAUUGGAGAAAGCUGAGACGGAUGUUGCUAAAUCCAAAGAGGGCAGCGUUUCAGCUGAUGUAGAUGUUGAUACCACAGUUAUCUUUAACACCUUCAUUAAAGCAGAGCUGGCCUACUCUAUUCAAAACCUUAAACUUUGCUAUGAAGAGAAAUUCCAAAUACUGAAAAGGGAGUUGACUGAUGCCCAUGAUAACCUGCAUCAAAGGGAAAUGGCUCUGAAAGCAAUUAUUGAAGCUUCCAAAAGGCCUGAUUUGAAAAAUGUAAUAAAAGAAGUCAAAAAUAACUUUGGGUUUAGUAAACAAAAGUUAGCUGACAUUCACCCCCCUGAACUUGCUCCCUACAUGGAGCAGAUUGAAAUGGAAGAGGCUAGAGGCUUGGCCGAGGAAAUUGUAGACAGACACUUGGCUGGAGAAAUGCCCUCUUGUGGUGUUGACUCUAUAGAAUCGCUGCAAAAUGCACAUGACAACCUGGCUAAUGAGCUUCAAAGACAAGCAUUAAUCCUCCAUAAGUAUGCCCAAGAGAUAGAAAGUGGUGGAAACCAUCCUGGACUGGCUAAAAUGAUCCAUGCUCUUCUUGGCCACCAAACUUCACAUCAUUUCACAAGUACCUCUCUCUGUAUGCGCGAAGCCCUAAUCCAGGCUCAAGUGGCUUAUGUGGCAUGCAGGUUACAGGCCAUGCACGAACAAGACUUGGGCUGGUGUAAACAGACUGGUCAGAACAUGGAUGAUCUCGUCCAGCAGCAUGCCCGCAAUGUCAGCGCAAUCCAAGAGAAAUAUGAAUUAUCCUUACAGGAUGAGCACCUCAACUUCACACAAACCGUUUCCACUCUCCAGAAGGAGAACCAUACACUGAAGAGUGAGAUCAGUAAGCGUGUGAACCAGCUAUCCCAGCAGCAGGAGCAACUGGCUCUCCUGGAGGAGCAUUUUCAGAGAGAGACAGAAGAGCUGAAGCAGAGGCACAAGCAAGAGCUAAGCCAAGCAGAGAAAGGGCGCGUCUCAACUGAUCUGGCCCUCAUGGAGACGACAGCUGACAGUCAACGAAAGCUAGAAGUUCUGCUGGUGGACAUGGACACCAUGGAGGAGCGCCAUGAGGGUCAUGUGAGGAAACUGGAGGAGCAGUUUGAGCAGCGGAUCUAUGAGCUCCAGCAUAUCCACAAACAGGAGAUUGAAAAGUUACAUUCAGAGUAUAUGGAAAACAUUCAGUGUAUCCAAAAGCACCAACAGGAUGAAAAAGGUCCUGGGGUUUCCGACUCGCCUUCUUGUGAUGAGGUCGCCACGCCAAUGGAAGAGGAAGAACAGGGGAAGGGGGAGGAUGCACAAAUCAUGUCAGAGGUGGACUCCAUGGUGGUCCUGAAGGACCGCAUCCAGGAGCUGGAGGCUCAGAUGAGCACCAUGAAGGACGAACUGGAGAGCAAGCACCUAGAAGGAGAUGUGGCCAGCCUGAGAGAGAAAUACCAGAGAGACUUUGAAAGUCUUAAGGCCACGUGUGAACGUGGCUUUGCAGCAAUGGAAGACACACACCAGAAGCUAAUUCAUGACCUCCAGAGGCAACAUCAGAGGGAGAUUUCCAAACUUAUGGAAGAGCGAGAGAGACUUUUGGCUGAGGAGACUGCUGCCACAAUUGCUGCUAUUGAAGCGAUGAAGAAUGCCCACAAGGAGGAGCUGGAGAAGACCCAUCGUUCCCAACUGAGUGGACUGAACUCUGACAUUGAUGAACUUCGCUUACAAUACGAGGAGGAGCUGCAGUCCAUCCACAGAGAACUGGAGGUGUUGUCAGAGCAGUACUCUCAGAAAUGUCUGGAGAACGCUCACCUGGCCCAGGCACUGGAGGCCGAGAGGCAGGCCCUCCGGCAGUGUCAGAGAGAGAACCAGGAGCUAAACGCUCACAACCAGGAAUUAAAUAACCGACUGACUACAGAGAUCACUCGGAUGCGCUCCUGUUUCAGUGGUGAAACAGCGCUGUCACCACUUACCCAGGGCAAAGAUGUCUAUGAACUGGAGGUGUUGCUACGAAUUAAGGAGUCUGAGAUCCAGUAUCUUAAACAAGAAAUCCACUCUUUGAAAGAUGAACUGCAGUCUGCUUUAAGGGACAAGAAAUAUGCCACAGACAAAUAUAAGGACAUCUAUACAGAGCUCAGCAUUGUGAAAGCAAAGGCUGACUGCGACAUCUGCAAAUUGAAGGAGAAGCUGCUCAUUGCCACAGAAGCUUUAGGCGAGAGGACUGUCGAUGGAACGGUCACAUCUGGAUACGAUAUCAUGAAAUCAAAAAGUAAUCCCGAUUUCCUGAAAAAGGAACAAUCAACAACCUCCAAGCAAUCAAGAGGCAUAAGGUCAAAGAGCCUGAAAGAGGGACUAACUGUGCAGGAGCGUAUGAAGCUUUUUGAGGCAAAAGAUUCCAAAAAGAUUUGAAUAUCAAGGAUCUGAAGUUUUGUUUCUCUUUCCUGACCUCGGCUUUUGGUCAGAUUGCUACGGCCGUGCCAGCAUCAGCUGAAGACUCUUAUAGGAAAUAUGAAAAAAACAAAUAUCUAUCAAGGUCAGUUCAAAACCUGGACCUGCUGCUUCCAUGCAAGUUGUCAUAUUUUUGUUUGAUUUUUUUUCUUUCUUUUAAUUAAUGAAAACAAGUUUUACUGAAUCAAUCCUGUGUAGGGUUUCUUUUAAAAAACAUCCAUAGAUGUUUAAUCUGUCCAACAUGGAGAUCAUAUAAGUGUCAAAUAAGCUGUGAGAGGGAUACAAGACAGCAUUUUUAUUGAUCCUCCAAAAUGCCAAAACAGACAGCAAUACACAGUAUGAAUAAUAUAUAUUUCCCAAUAUGAAUUAAGUAUCUGCUGUAUUUUAUUAUUGUUACAGUUUCUAUAUCUAAUCAUUUUUAAUGUUUUUAAUGUUGCACCAGUUCUGUUGUACAUAACUACUGGAUAUAUGUAAGAGUAUGGUUUGCUAUUGAGUGUUGGGGCAUCUGCUGUACUAUAACUAUGGUUUGAUUGAUAGUGGAGAACAAUGUGAUGCUUAACUUGCUUAUGUAUGAAAGAGUUUUAUAAAAGGAGUGUCUGUGUGUGAAGGGGGGAAAGAGGGGUGGGAUUGCACUUAUCACUUGACUACUUGAGGAAGCUUCUUUUUUUUUUGUCUCAAAUUGGUGUAGUGAUUUUAAUUCAAUUAUUGCAGUGCAACCAAACAUCCUGACUUUUGUCAAAUUUAGUGAACAACCGUGACUUGUUAGUGAUACUGGAUUUUUUUUUUUUUUUUUAAACCUGGAGUUGUGUUUGCUCAGUUUUGACUUUGGUGUGAGAAUAUCAUCUCGGAAAUACCGGAAUUAUUUAGGACUUUGCAUGCCUGUACAGUAUCAAAUUGAAUUUCAGAAUGAUCAUGUUGCCUCAUCUUCCUACUUUAUGCUUCAGUGUGGAACUCUUAACACUAAUAAGCUUUGCUUUGCAAGUCCUACUGUUUAGGUGUUGAGAUUUUAAUGUUUUACUGUAAGCGGCAGUCUUGAAGCACUUGGCCCAAUCCCUGACCUCUCAAUGAAAUCUAGUCGUGCCUCAACUGAGUGAAGAAUAUAAACAUCCACGAAACCAGUGCAGCUAUGGAUACACACUGUAUAGUAUUCAAACCACGCCUUGUACAUAUAUAUGCCACAUGGAAGACUUCUGUGUUUUUGUUUUAAACUUAUACCUUGCUCACUAGCUCUAUAUGAAAUAUAUAUGAAUAUUUUUUAUUUUCAUUUGAAUGUAUGAUGUCAAAUAAAUGAAGUGUUUGGAAA